Xylaria bambusicola is the source of this 440-nucleotide messenger RNA. RefSeq lists its product as uncharacterized. The transcript has a single exon. The record is from RefSeq and is a predicted model, not a curated record. The coding region runs from base 102 to 368 and encodes 88 amino acids. Lineage: Eukaryota; Fungi; Ascomycota; Sordariomycetes; Xylariales; Xylariaceae.
GACACAGUCUCCUCUGCUUUUGCGCCGCAUUCGCGAUAUUGUAUUUAUUCACACGGCGUUUACCUAUAUCUUUGUUCAAACCAAAAACAGUUGAUAUUAGGAUGUUCUGCUGGGUAACCUUGCUUGGCGUUCGGUACGGCUUGGGAUCAGGCGGGGGGGGCUCGCUUAAUCGCUUUUUACGGUUGCUAUGCUGGAACCAUUCAACAACUGUUGUGUAUCAAUACGAGAACCCUCAAACAUUUGAGAUACCCGAAUACCAUCAUGAUUCUUUAAUUUCUGCGCCUCCUUCUUCGUUUCACGCCCAACGAAGCGGCGCAUCCCAGACACAUGCCAGAUUGCCAAGGACAUGUCACGAUAUCUGUGUGUAAGUAAGGGUCUUCUGUGUAAACCGGGAUCGUCCGAUAGCACCGCAUUUCCGUCUUACUCCACCUGUUACUGCC